This is a messenger RNA of Trichogramma pretiosum, 379 nucleotides long. RefSeq lists its product as uncharacterized. The record is from RefSeq and is a predicted model, not a curated record. Lineage: Eukaryota; Metazoa; Arthropoda; Insecta; Hymenoptera; Trichogrammatidae. The transcript is spliced from 2 exons. Bases 18 to 329 code for a protein of 103 amino acids.
CGAUCACCAGUUCAAACAUGCGGUCUAUUGCAGCAAUUUUUUUAGUCAGUUUGACAGUUGCUUCGUGUUUAUCUGAAAAUAUCCAGUUAUCGAAUGAAGCUGUAAACCUGCAGAGUGCAUUUGGGGACAGCAUUACAUCAACGUUGCCUGAAUUAAAAAGGGAAAAGCGUAUCAUACCAAUACUUCUUGGAGGUCUCUCACUUAUUUUUGCAAAAGAUCAAAUGGAAAAAAAUACUCAAAACGAAUAUCUCCGAGCAAUAGAAGCCGAAAAUGAAAAAAGAAGAAAAGAUCUCCAACGCCUUGAAGAGGUAUUAAAGUCAGUAUCGUAAAUUUAGUAGUGAUAUAAUUGUACGUUAGUUUAGUCUACGUUAUAACUUGU